Molecule: messenger RNA, 1910 nt
Organism: Eublepharis macularius
Lineage: Eukaryota; Metazoa; Chordata; Lepidosauria; Squamata; Eublepharidae
Gene: CYTL1
Product: cytokine like 1
Exons: 4
Coding region: 41-442 (133 amino acids)
Biological process (GO): positive regulation of transcription by RNA polymerase II
Source: RefSeq, a predicted model, not a curated record
CAAAUAUUGUGAGAUUCGAUGUGCUGCCCCUUUCCCCACCAUGAAGAAACUGCUUGGGCUGAGUGUGUUGUUCUGGGCCUUUUUGCUUGUGAACUCGGCUCCUCCAACGUGCUACUCGAGGGUAUUGUCCUUAGGCAAAGAGAUCACAGAAAGUUACAUGAAGCUGCAGAAAUCGGAAACCGUGGAUCCAUGUGUGAAGACUUUGCCAAGGCUGUAUCUGGAUAUACAUAAUUACUGUGUGCUGGCAAAACUGAGGGAAUUUGUAGCACACCCCCGAUGCCAACGAGUGCCCCAAGUGAGUGCCCUGAAGGACAAAGCCCGAAGCCUGUACACCAUUAUGAUCUCCUUCUGCAGAAGGGACUUGGUCUUUCUUAAUGAAGAUUGCAAUGCUCUGGAGUUCCCAAUACUUUCACCCACUGAUCAUUCUGCCGUUUGGAAGUAGGAUUCCAGCGCACCAAAGAAAUGCUUGAAAACAGACGAAGAACUUCAGAACGCUGUCGAAUGAAAGGAGAAUGGGCUUAAUUCUUUCAACAUAUGAGCCCUGGCAAUACAUUUCUCAGGCUGCCAGGAAAUGAAAUACAUGCCUUGCAUACCUUCUAAGCUGCUAUUUAUACGGUGUUUUAAAAACUUCAGUUUAGCUAGAAGAGAAGUACUAGUAGAAGAGAGGACUUUUUGUUACUCUUGAAAUUAUUGUGUGUAUCAAACAAAAUAGAUAUUGUGAAGGCUAUUAUAAUCUUGAGACAGCAGUAGAAGGAAGUAUCGGACAAAGGCGGUAAGCACAAUCCACUGGGCAUGUUGCACGCCUUACAUAAAUGAAUGGCAGUUUUGCAAGAGGAUGGUAGACCCAUUCAUUACAAUGGGACUAGCAAAGAAACUGUUCCAAGUGGAUUGGGCCCAGUAUGUUAAGGAUUAUAGGGGGUAAUUAGGACAUGUCCCAGCUGGCACAGAGAGCAUCUUGCCUAGUAUGCAUAUUUAGAGUUGAAAAUGAGCUCUCUUUAAAUGAAAAGCUCAAUGGAAAAAGAAAUGGGAGAAACCAUUCCAUGCAGUGAAGUGAUCCUUUGCAGGCUGUCUCUCAGAGUCUCUCUACACGUUACUAAGUACCUAGGGAUGCUCAAGUGCAGGAUUGUAUGUCUAGCCCUCAAUUCAAGUGCAGGCUGUUCUUGCUCAGUGCACCUGAAUGCAGCUUUCAUGGGAGUUCCCUUUAUGUGACUGCAUCUGCAAGUGAUUCCGGAGGGUAAAGAGCCAAUUCAACUGUUUUUGCUGCAAGAACAAGUACUGUAGGCUCGUUUGAAUUGCCAAUUUGCAUUUCUCUAAGGUGUGAGAAAGUGUCAAGAUCUGCAUUUCAAUGGAUGGAUGUGAGGGAAACUGAUAUUUUAAGCAGUUGAGGAGGAAUUGAUAUGAAACACCGUGAAUGUAGUCACAGGGAGUAAAUUGAAGUGUGAUCGUGUGAUCUAGUGCAUGGAAGUUUGGAGGGGGGGGGACACAUGAAAUGAGGUUCACUUGAGUGUCCCUAGGUACUUAGUAAUGUGUAGAGAGACUCUCAGCCAUGUACCUAUUGAAAGGAGUUGUCUGCAUCCCUAGUUUCCCCACCAGCCAGUAUAAGAAGCUGCCUUUGGCUGCCUUUCCAAGACUCCAUCUCUACAGAAUUCAACUGCAGUGGAAGAUUCAUCCCAGCAAUAUGACAAACUUUGCCAGGAAUAAAAUGGUUUCUAAAGUGAAAAGAUUUCCCAGUAUUUUCCAUUGCCAAUUGCUUUGCUUUUGUAUGUAUACAAAUGAAUAAGGUUCAGAGCUCAAAGUCCAGACCUUGCCUCCAUCAUAAACUGACAAAGUUUAUCGGUUCCAAGGAGGGGGAAACCAUGUCUAGGCUGUACCUGCAGGUGGGAGCUUCAAUGAUGGCAUGCGCCUGCAUA